Molecule: messenger RNA, 654 nt
Organism: Mesorhabditis spiculigera
Lineage: Eukaryota; Metazoa; Nematoda; Chromadorea; Rhabditida; Rhabditidae
Source: the annotation of a GenBank genome assembly
AUGGCGACCGGUGCUCAGGGCGGUGCCGCCGGCGGCCAGGCCGACCAGAAUUUUGACUACAUGUUCAAGCUUCUCAUCAUCGGCAACUCGUCGGUGGGCAAGACGUCGUUCCUCUUCCGGUAUUGCGAUGACUCAUUCACGUCGGCGUUUGUCAGCACGGUUGGAAUUGACUUUAAGGUGAAAACGGUGUUCCGUGGCGACAAGCGGGUGAAGCUCCAAAUUUGGGACACGGCCGGCCAAGAGCGCUACCGUACGAUCACCACAGCGUACUACCGAGGUGCCAUGGGCUUCAUCCUGAUGUAUGACAUCACCAACGAGGAAUCGUUCAACUCCGUACAGGAUUGGUGUACACAAAUCAAAACCUACUCGUGGGAGAACGCACAAGUCGUGCUCGUCGGCAACAAGUGCGACAUGGACGGGGAGCGGGUCGUCUCCAUGGAACGGGGACGGCAGUUGGCUGAUCAGCUCGGCCUUCAAUUCUUCGAGACAUCCGCAAAGGAGAACAUCAACGUGAAGGCGGUGUUCGAGAAGCUGGUCGAGAUCAUUUGCGACAAAAUGGCCGAGAGUCUCGAUAAAGACCAACAGCAGCAACCAAAGGGCACCAAGCUCGACGCGACGACGACGCAAAAGCCGCCCCAGCAAUCCUGCAACUGC